AGAAUUGCAGAAAAAAUAAAAUGGAGUUCAUCAAAUUGCUGUCUUUGUUUUGCUGUUUGUUAGCUGUCACUGUACAAGCACAGGAUAAAAAAGAAAAGGCUCAGAAACUUCAAAUUGGUGUUAAGAAACGCAUUGAGAAUUGUCAAACGAGAAGCAGGAAAGGGGAUUUACUUCACAUGCAUUACACAGGAAAAUUGGAAGAUGGUACUGAGUUUGACUCCUCCAUUCCUCGUGGUGAGCCACUGACAUUCACAUUGGGUGCAGGACAAGUCAUCCGUGGAUGGGAUCAAGGUCUCAUUGGGAUGUGUGAAGGAGAGAAGCGCAAGCUGGUCAUCCCAUCAGAGCUCGGCUAUGGGGCAUCAGGCGCACCGCCCAACAUUCCCGGCCAUGCGACGCUCAUGUUCGAAGUUGAGCUUGUCAAGAUCGAGAGGAAACAGGAGCUAUGAACACCGUUGAGCUCGUCAAGAUCGAGAGGAAACAGGAGUUAUGAUCACAAGACAUAACUUAGGGCUUUAUAAUUUGAUAUUAAAAUAGGGGAUGAGACGUCAUUUCGCCAUCUCAUCGCCUUAGUUAUCAUUUGUGUUGUAAAUCUUGCUACUUAGGCCUUUAUAGUUCUUACAUAAGUAGUUCAUGGUUGUGUUGUUUACGGUCUUCAGUUUGUAAAUUUUCAUUUAAAUUCUACUGGAAAGUAUCGUUUUGUAAUUCAUCGGGUCAAGUUUUGUAUUGUAACUAAGAUGAUAGUUAUUUUUCAAGCAAUCAAGUCUUCGGCUCCUUAGGAUUAUCCUCACGAAAUCGGAAAUAAGGUUCUUGAUAUUUUCCUAGUCAGAAGUAAGAUUUGGCUGCUUCAUGUUAUUUUAGGCAUUUAACAACUUACGAGGACAUUCAAAUGUCUUGCCAACAUGGUUUUGAAUUAUUAAUCUCCCAGCCUCUGCACUGCUGACACAUGGAUUGCAAUAUCUCGAGAGGCUUCGUAUGUGUUUGUAUCUCAUGCUGCAAUCGUUCAUAAAUUGUCAAAAGAGGAACCAAUUCUUUCACAUGAACACUUUCAGCGCUGUAUGUUUCAUUUGCCGCACUGAAUGUUUUUGAAUUCUUAGUUUAAGAUUAUUGACUACAUUAUUGAAUUUCCAGUUUUUAUCUAUAUUUAUCGUCUGGAGCCAGUUGAAUUUUUGAUAAUAUGCACUUUUUUCGUAGUGUGAUUCCAUUUUAUUGUUUGAACAAAUAUCAUGUUUAGAUUUCACAUGUUUGGGCAACUUUCAAUUCUUGAAAUUAAAUUCAAGUGACUAAUAAAUUCAUCUUUUGUAAUGCGUGUCAAAACUAUCUUGUUUCAAUUAAACCUUGAUCAAGAUGGCCCA
Messenger RNA from Hyalella azteca, 1352 nucleotides. RefSeq names its product peptidyl-prolyl cis-trans isomerase FKBP2. Bases 21 to 446 code for a protein of 141 amino acids. The record is from RefSeq and is a predicted model, not a curated record. NCBI's taxonomy places the organism in Eukaryota, Metazoa, Arthropoda, Malacostraca, Amphipoda, Hyalellidae. Gene Ontology annotation, biological process: protein peptidyl-prolyl isomerization. Gene Ontology annotation, molecular function: peptidyl-prolyl cis-trans isomerase activity. The transcript is spliced from 3 exons.